GCUCUGUCCUGAAGCUCUCAUGGAACAUGGCGGCGCUCUGGGUGUCCGGCGUUGCUAGAAGCUUCACGUGGAUAGUCGCAGGGGCGCCACGCAGAGAAUUUUGGUCUCGAUUCAGAAAAGAGAAACAGCCAGUGGUGGCUGAGACAGUAGAAGAGGUGAAGAAAGAACCUAUUCUGGUGUGUCCACCCUUACGAAGCCGAACUUACAUACCACCUGAAGAUCUCCAGAGUCGUUUGGAAUCUCAUGUCAAGGAAGUUUUUGGUUCAUCUGUUCCUAACAAUUGGCAGGACAUCUCCCUGGAAGAUGUUCAUCUUAAGUUCAGCUUCUUGGCGCUUUUAGCUGAUGACUUGGGCCAUGCAGUGCCUAACUCCAGGCUUCACCAGAUGUGCAGGGUCAGAGAUGUUCUUGAUUUCUAUAAUGUGCCUGUUCAGGAUAGAUCUAAAUUUGAUGAACUUAUUGCCAGUAAUCUGCCUCCCAAUUUAAAAAUCACUUGGGGUUACUGAGCAGUUUAAAGGAGGAACACGUUGAAAUAGUUUUUUUUCCACCUGAGAAGGGGGCUGCUUAUCAGACAUUUUGAUACUUUACCAUGUGAAAUGCUGUCAGAACUGGUCUGUAAAUCCACUCUUUUCUGUGGAAAGAUGUAUCAUCUCCCUUUUUUUUUAAUCAUCAUGAAUUGACAAAUAUGAUUUUCUUUUCACAUUUGCUGAAACUUUUUUUUUUAAUGGAACCAGGUCAUUAAUAAUUUAUGAAAAUAUAUAUUACAUAACAAGGUAACAUUUAUAAAAGAAACAUAAAAAUCU
Eubalaena glacialis (North Atlantic right whale) is the source of this 800-nucleotide messenger RNA. RefSeq names its product mitochondrial ribosomal protein L50 (gene MRPL50). The coding region runs from base 27 to 503 and encodes 158 amino acids. The transcript has 2 exons. Lineage: Eukaryota; Metazoa; Chordata; Mammalia; Artiodactyla; Balaenidae. The record is from RefSeq and is a predicted model, not a curated record. Gene Ontology annotation, cellular component: mitochondrion; mitochondrial large ribosomal subunit.